AUGCAGCGGCUGAAGGAGAAGGCGCAGUGGGAGAAGGCGAACGAGCUCUACAGGGCGCAGCUCAAGGAGCGGGACGAGGUGGUGGGCCGGCCGCCUGCAGCCCAGAAGGCGCCCUGGAGCUCGCUGGCGGCGGGCGGGGCGCCCCUGCCCCAGUUCGACUUCACCUACAAGAAGGGCGUGCCUCGGGCCACAGCUGCAGAGGUGGCGACUGUCGGACGGAAGAGGGCAGGAGUGGAGGGACGACGGGAGGCGCACCUGCAGCAGCUCAGGCAGUCCGAUCGCGCUGCCGACCUGGCCCGGGCCGAGCGGGAGUGGGGGGAGGAGUUGCACCGGUUCCGCAAGAACGGCGCCAGCCACAUCAAAGGCAAUGCGUUUGACCACUGGUAUAUGAAGGAUCCGGCGUUGGUGGUGCUGGCCUACAACCGACCGGGCCUGCUGGAGAGGACCCUGGCGUCGUUGAACGCGGUCAAGGGCAUCUCGCGAUUCAAGCUGUACGUGAGCCAGCACGGAUACGAUCAGGAGGUGGAGCGGGUGAUCGACCAGCAGCCGGGCUUCAACCGACUCCACCUCGGUCGAAGCAACGACUCGCGCCUAUCCGCCACCCAGCACAUCGCCCAGCACUACCAGUUCGCCCUGGAGACACUGUUCGUGGACCUGUCGCAUUCGCACGUGGUGGUGGUGGAGGACGACAUGACCUUCGCCCCAGACUUUGCCAUUUACUUCGAACAGCUGGCCCACCUUCUGGACAUGGACCCCACGCUCUGGUGCAUCUCGUCGUGGAACGACAACGGCUUCCAGCACCUGGUCGAGGACCCCGAGCGCCUGUUCCGCACCAGCUACUUCCCCGGCCUGGGCUGGAUGCUCAACCACCGCCUCUGGGAAGAGUUGCGGGACGAGUGGCCGGACGACCACUGGGACCACUGGAUGCGGCACUCGGGGGUGAGCCGCGGACGCGAGUGCGUGGCGCCGGAGGUGUCGCGCAACUACAACGUCGGGGAGCACGGCAGCAAUAUGGGCGCCGACCAGUUCGCGCGGUACUUCAAGCGGAUGAAGCUCAACGACAAAGUCGUCUUCUUCACCUCCACCGACCACCUGCUGCUCAAGAACUACCAGCGGUGGAUACGGUCCCUGUACAGCAGGGCCGAGGUGGUCAAGAGCACGCGGGUGGAGGAGGGCCAGGAGGGGCGGGUCCUGCUGCUGCCCUAUGUCCGCGAGAACUACGGCUCCAUCUCCCUGUCGCUGGCACUGUGGGACACUCCCUCUCGAGGAACACACAACCACUCCCUCGUCCUACGCUACAAGAAGAACACGUUGCUCUUGGCGGACAAGCGGCACUGCGCGUACCUGCCCGAGAGCCUGAGGAUCCUGCCGCACGAGCAGCUCCGGUUGGUCACCUCCGCCGUCGGGGAGGACUGCCACGCUCCUUGUGCUCGCGAGGGUUUGAAGUGUCACCAAGGCGACUUCGACUUCCUGAGGCACUGCGACGCGCUGGCGAGUCGAUUCCCGUGCCACCGAGGCCGGUGCCAGCUCGCGGUGGGUCCGGAAAUGCCCAUCUUCCUGCCUCACGGGCCGCACCAGAACGCCACCGGCCGAUGUCUUGUCAGCGAGGACUUUGCGUCGUGCGCGGCCAAGCACAAGGGUGGCCAGCGCCUCUGCCCGUGCAUCCCGCGAACGGCCUCGGCCGCCAUACAUCCGUACUAG
Molecule: messenger RNA, 1701 nt
Organism: Acanthamoeba castellanii str. Neff
Lineage: Eukaryota; Discosea; Longamoebia; Acanthamoebidae
Product: GNT-I family protein
Exons: 11
Coding region: 1-1701 (566 amino acids)
Cellular component (GO): Golgi apparatus
Molecular function (GO): alpha-1,3-mannosylglycoprotein 2-beta-N-acetylglucosaminyltransferase activity
Source: RefSeq, a predicted model, not a curated record